AUGUCCCUUGGCAGAGCAACACUCAAUCAGGUGCUCUACUUCGUGGGCCUCAAGUACAGCAGCCCGACGGUGGCGUCGGCGCUGAACAACACCCUCCCGGCGGUGACCUUCCUCCUGGCGGCGCUGCUGAAGAUGGAGCCCGUCGCCGGCCGCGCCGGCCGGGCCAAGGUGGCCGGAACCGCCCUGUGCGUGGCCGGAUCCAUGCUCAUGACGUUCUACCGGGGCCCCCUCGUCAGGACCCUGGCGUCCCCCGUCCACUGGCCCUACGUCCAGGGCACCAUGGCCGCCGAGGCCGCCGCGCACGCCGGCGGCCACGCCGUCGUCCUCGGCGCCGUCCUCGUCAUCGGCUCCAACGUCGCGUGGGCCAUCUGGUUCAUCAUCCAGAAGAAUCUGUCCAAGAGCUUCGCUUGCCCGUACACGAGCACGGCGCUGAUGGCGUUGAUCGCCAGCGUGCAGUGCGCCGCCAUCGCGGGGGCGGCGGAGCGGAGGUUCUCGGCGUGGGAGCUCGGCCUUGACAUCAGGCUCGUCGGCGCGCUCUACGCGGGGAUCGUGGCGUCGGGGAUGGUGUGCACGGUGAUGUCGUGGUGCAUCCAGGAGCGCGGGCCGGUGUUCGUGUCCAUGUUCAGCCCGCUGAUGCUCAUCGUCGUCGCCGUCGUCGGCUGGGGCAUCCUCGGCGAGAAGAUACACGUCGGGAGUGUUAUCGGCGCCGUGAUCAUUGUCGUGGGGCUGUACACCGUGCUCUGGGGCAAGGGGAGGGACUUGGACGGCGCCGCCGUCGCCAUUGCCAGCUUGCCCGGCGACGAGGAGAUGAACGGCGUCGUUGGCGCGGACGACACGACAGGACGAGCCCCGCCCGUCGGACAGACGCGGCAUGACAGCUGUCAGCGGAAAGUAGCAGCAUAGGAGUAGGUGUUUCCAUCUUGUUGCGUGUAUGCUUUAUGGCAAAAAAUUAACAGACAGAUACAAAUUGUCAUGAAUAGUACCACCUUCGUCGCUUUGAUUUUCCUCCUAUUUAAAACUUUUUUAAGUUUUAUUUUAUAGAAAAUUAUAGCAAUUAUGUCAAUUCAUGAUGAAAUAAAAAAAUUCAUGCACACAAGCAAUU
Oryza sativa Japonica Group (Japanese rice) is the source of this 1102-nucleotide messenger RNA. Its product is annotated as WAT1-related protein At1g09380. NCBI's taxonomy places the organism in Eukaryota, Viridiplantae, Streptophyta, Magnoliopsida, Poales, Poaceae. Gene Ontology annotation, cellular component: plasma membrane. Gene Ontology annotation, molecular function: transmembrane transporter activity. The record is from RefSeq and is a predicted model, not a curated record.